AAUUAACAAACGCAAAUUAUGUGACGAAUCGUUCGUGCGCGUGAACAUUUUAUGCGAUUAAAAACUCAGUUAGCCCAUGGUCCGGGGUUAGGCUGCGUAAAAAAAAAUGUUUUUGAUAUUUUACUUGUAGAUUAUGAAUGUUUCUAAUUUUUAUUUAAAUAAUUGAUGAAACAACUCAGACUAUGCUCAGACUGUGCAGAAUCUAAUUCAGCUGGUGCGCAACCGGAAGGGCUUGAGCAGAGGUCACUCUCUACGUUCUGCGCUGCAGAGAGAAGCUGGUCCUUUGAACAAGGUGGAACAUUCUCCGACAAUUUCGGCAAAAAUUUAUCAGUUUCUACCGCCAGAAAAUCUACUGAAAUCCGACAUUGUCCAGAGCAUAACCUGUUGGGCUGGGUAUGUCUCCGUCUUGGACCACCGCCUAUUAUGGCCGACCACAUCCCUAGUCUCCACCAAUCAGGGGGGUCUUCUUAUCAGCAUCAACAGCGUCGCACGACAAGACGAGGUGCCACUGCCACCACCUCCACUGUUGCCUCUACAUCCAUCAAUCACUACGAAGCUUUGACGAGCACUCAUCCUGCUCCUGUCAACAAGCAAACAGCAAAGAUAAGCAAUUACAAGGUUACUGGCGAGGCAUCAAAACGCAAAUCUGAACCCUUAAACCUGAGCAUCCCUGCCAAGCAGCCAGCCCGUGAAAUCCAAGAGGUCAAGCUAAACGCAACCAUCCAGUUUGCGCAUUUCGGUUCAGCGCUGUCAUCACCGAGUUUCAUCACAAAAUACCCGGCUUCAAACGAGAAAACUUUGCCGGUGGAACUGAACGCAUUUGAUAGACAUCUGACCUUUGAAAGUACCAGCCAUUCUUCUUCAUCUACGUCGGUUGUCUCGGGGCAGCCGUUGUUGAAUAGCAAUCGAGAACGGUCUAGGAGCAGGAGCCGAACCACCGAGACUAAGCCUGCCAAGGAGGACCACCCUCACCACCCACUUCUAAAAGAUACCCGGGUCUGCAUACCAGAUAACAGUAGUGGCAAGAAGAGGAAAGCCAGUAGCUCCUCCUCAGCUGGCUCGUCCGCCAGCAGCGAAGCCACCAUUGGGGAGAAACACAGCAAGCUACGGCUGCGUGCCGCCCACGAUCAGCAGGAAUCAGAAACUAGGGAGGCCAGCCUUCCAGGACUGAGUGAAGAGAUCCCUCUAAUUACCUUCCGGUCUCUGCGCUCGUACUCAAGGGACCAUCCUUAUCAAUACGAGGCCUUGGACUACUACGCGCCGCGCCGCACGCCAGGCAGGACGAGUACCCAACGCAGGGCUGCCCCACCCUGGGGCGCCAGCACCUCGACAACUGUUUCCUCACCCCCAACAACAUCAGCAUCUAAGUCUGAGUCCAAGACACCCAUUGGAACCUCCUCAACUGCUGCAGCUUCUUCUGGGACAGCAAGAUCACGUGCUUCUUCAUUGUUUAGUGGACUCAGUAAUAGAUCUGCAGAGAACACCUCUGCAGAGUCGGUAGGCAGCGGCACCCAUCACACGCAGCCUUCCACCUCUGGGGUCAGCACCCGCCAGAAGGCAAGCCGCAGCCGGGCAUCCUCCACCCCAACAUCUGGGGUUGAAGAGAAAGGUACAGCCCUUCCGGUGAACCUGAAAGGCCCACUUAAAGGCAGGGCCACCUCAAGUAAAGGCAAGUCAAAGGCAAGGACCUCAUCUCCCAAACCAGACAGCUCCCGGCAGCGUGCCACAGAUACCAACACGGGAACCUGCGCCAGCACAAGAAGUAGGCGCAGCUCGGGGAUGAGCAAGAGAGGACAAAGCGGGGCCAGCAGAUCAGACACCUCAUCUGGACGAGACACCACUGCUGAGGGUGCUUCAGCUACUGGUCGCAACGCUAACGAGGACUCAGCCCCCGGGGCCACUGCUACAGCUUCAGGCUCAGGGGGAGGAGCUCCAGCCUUGGCCCUUGGAGGGGAGGGUGAGUCUGAUGAUUCUGAAGUGGGCAGACUUCAAGCCUUGUUAGAAGCAAGGGGCCUGCCGCCACACCUGUUCAAUGCUCUGGGACCUCGUAUGCACCAGCUGCUACACAGAAGCAUGGGUACCGGAGCUAGUAGCAGAGCCCACCAGCUCUUGACCGGCCUGCAAGCCAGUGGAGAUGAGAGCCAGCAGCUGCAAGCCGUCAUUGAGAUGUGUCAGCUACUGGUCAUGGGCAAUGAGGACACACUAGGCGGGUUCCCCGUCAAGCAGGUGGUGCCUGCACUUACCACACUACUGGCCAUGGAGCACAACUUUGACAUUAUGAACCAUGCUUGCCGAGCACUCACCUACAUGAUGGAGGCCCUGCCUAGGUCCUCCACUGUUGUAAUGGAUGCCAUUCCUGUUUUCUUAGAAAAGUUACAAGUGAUUCAGUGCAUGGAUGUUGCGGAGCAGUCUCUGACUGCACUAGAAAUGCUGUCCAGAAGACACAGCAAGGCCAUUGUGCAAGCUGGUGGUCUGGCCUCAUGCCUGCUGUACAUUGAGUUCUUCUCCAUUGCUGCCCAGCGCAAUGCCCUGGCAGUCGCUGCUAACUGUUGUCAGAGCAUCGGGAGUGAUGAGUUCAAUCUAGUGGUGGAAUCUCUGAUCCUGCUGACUGGUAGACUCCAGCAUCAGGACAAGAAAUCUGUGGAGAGUUGCUGCCUGUGCUUUGCUCGUCUGGUGGACAACUUUCAGCAUGAUGACAAGCGUCUGCAGCAGAUAGCCUCCCAUGGCCUACUGACCAACCUACAACAGCUGCUUGUUGUGAGCCCACCGAUAGUCAGCACUGGUACAUUUAUCAUGGUCAUCCGCAUGCUGUCUCUCAUGUGCUCAAGCUGCCCAGGGAUAGCUGUACAGCUUCUUAAACAAAAUAUUGCAGAAACAAUUAGCUACCUCUUGAUGGGCUCCUCAGAACAAGCAAGCCAAGAAAUUGAGCUGGUUCCUAGAAGUCCCCAGGAGCUGUAUGAAAUCACAUCAUUAAUCGGGGAACUGAUGCCCAAGCUGCCCAGCGACGGGAUCUUCUCCAUCAACACUAUGAUAAGGAAAGGUAACCAUCAGGUACCAGACUCUGCCAUCUGGCAGUGGAGAGAUGACAGGGGCAUGUGGCAUAGCUACACACGCAUCGACAAUAGGAUCAUUGAGGCUGCCCACCAGGCAGGUGAAGAUGAAGUCUGCCUGUCUACUAUGGGACGUACCUACACCAUUGAUUUCAAUGCCAUGCAGCAGAUCAAUGAGGACACAGGCACAGCCAGGCCUGUCCAGAGACAGCCCAACCCAGCCUGCUCUGCCUCCUCGGCAGCAGCCAACUCUACCCCAAAUGAGGAUGCCCGGGCAACCCUCCUGAAGGAAGAUCCUGACCUAGCCGCGCUGUUUAUCAAGGCACUCUUUGCAGUGCUAUAUGAAGUCUACAGCUCAUCGGCGGGGCCAGCUGUGAGGCAUAAAUGCUUGAAGGCCAUUCUGAGAAUGGUGUACUUUGCUGAGGCUGACCUGCUCCAAGAUAUUUUAAAGAAUCAUGCCGUAUCCAGUCACAUAGCAGCCAUGAUGUCAUCGCAGGAUUAUAAGGUUGUAGUUGGAGCUCUGCAGAUGGCAGAGAUACUGAUGCAGAAACUGCCCGAGAUCUUCCAUGUUUACUUCAGACGGGAAGGGGUCAUGCAUCAGGUCAAGCUUCUAGCUGAGUCCCCCAUCGAGGCAGACUCUUCACCACCCCUCAAGCCCAAGACUAGUACCCCCAGCACAUCCAGAGAGGCAUCCCAGGGCAGAGACCUGGGCAGUGCCGAUGUGGGGGCUGACUUUGACACACCACCACAAGGAAGACUAAGUGACGUCCUGAAAUGGAAGAGACCACCCAAGCGCACAGUGGGACGCAAAAGUAAGUAUGCAAGCAACGAUGAUAGCAGUACAUCACCAUCUCCAUUUGAUGUCUUAGAGGCCCACCAUACCAGGCUGAGUAGCAUGGCAGUAACUGGAGCUGGCAAGUCCACACCCACAGGUCGACCCUCGGCUGCAGCCAAGGGAAAAGCUGCUAUUGGCAAAAAUUCAGGUGCCAGCCAGCGCUCGUCAUUCCUCUCCUCCCUCAAUCCAUCCCGUUGGGGGCGCUCCAACAGCAGUGGCAAUGGUGUCACCCCAGCAAGUGGCAAUUCCAACUCCUCAGGCUCCACCCCACCCUCGGACAAAUCCUCCUUCUCUUCCUCAUCCCGGGAGUCUGGUCUGCACAGAGCUGGUUCACACCAUGGCCAUCAUCAUCACUAUCAUCAAGCUGCUGAUGCCAGAGCCUUUGGGCUGGACAGUCAUCAGGGAAUUGGGUCUGGGGCCUCUGUGCACCUGGGCACAGCUGGGAGCAGUGGUGGCAGCAGCAGCCAGAAAGAGAAGGUCAAACAGUGGAUCAAAGAGCAAGCCAACAAAUUUAUUAACCAGUACUUUGGAGUGGAGAUGCAGGGAGACAGCCAUCCAGCCCUGGGCAUGCUGAACAAGCUGUGCCUGGCUGUGGACCAACUACUCCUGGAGAAAGAGCAGGGAAUUGACUGUCUGCAAGACAUUGCCAACAUCCUGACCAACUCCGAUGUGUCGCCGUUUGAAAUACUGCACAGCGGCCUGGUCAGCAGACUGCUCAACUUCCUGACAUCAAACAGUGGAAGGGAGGUCUUAAACCGCAACACCAGACUCAAACGAUUCCUGCAUGUUUUUCUUCAUUGUCCGCUGCCAAAUGCUGCACCUAUCCGGGCUGUAGACCAACUGGUUACCCCUCCCUUUGUGGCCCUUGUCAGCAAAGUCAAUGGCUGUAUCAACCACCUGGAGCAGUUCCCGGUCAAAGUUCACGACCUUCCUGGGGGCAGCAGCUCAGGGACCCGGGGCUCACAGGCCCUUAAGUUCUUCAACACCCAUCAGUUAAAGUGCCAGCUGCAGCGCCACCCAGAAUGCACUACUCUACGACAGUGGAGGGGUGGACCUGUCAAGAUUGACCCCCUAGCCUUAGUUCAAGCCAUUGAGAGGUAUCUGGUUGUCCGAGGCUAUGGUAGAUUGAGACAGGAGGAUGAGGACAGUGACGACGAUGCAUCAGAUGAUGACAUUGAUGAAUCACUGGCUGCAGCCUUCUCCAGCUCCAACAUGAACAUCAAGCACAAGCUGGAGUUUGUCAUCAAUGACCGGACCCUGCCCUACAACAUGACCGUCUACCAGUCUAUCAAGCAGUUUGGCAGCAUGACAGAGGAUGACCGAGACACAGAUGAUGAGAGUAACCCACUGGGAAGGGCUGGCAUAUGGAUCAAGACCCACAUCAUAUGGUAUCGCCCAGCCAGUGAGAACAGCCCCGAGGUGUCACAAGGCACUCCAAAAUCAGCCACGAGUAACAGCAGCAACACCAGCAUUGGCAGUGGUGGUGGAGGUGCUAGCAGCAGCAGCAGCAGCAGCAGUACCACCAAGAGAGGGAAAGGGACAGGUAGCAGCAAGGCUGCCAGCAAGGCCAGGAAACAUGAUGAACUCUGGCUAGAUGGUAUCUGCCCAACGUACAUCUCUCCAUUGGAGCUUUACCUCACACCCAAGUUGCCUGGAGGGGUCGUGAUUGAUGACCCAUCGGUGGAGGCCAUAUCUCUGCUCCGUGUUCUCUAUGGACUCUGUAAACACUGGAACUGCCUCUAUGAGGGAGCUGCACCACAGCCUGCUCUCAGCCCAUCAGAGCUGACCAACAGUAAGCUCAUGGCCAAAGCAGCCAGACAACUUCAGGACCCCUUGGUCAUCAUGACGGGCAACUUACCUUCUUGGCUAAAUGCAGUGGCGAGAGCAUGUCCCUUCCUGUUGCCCUUUGACACGCGGCAGAUGCUGUUCUAUGCCACCGCGUUUGACCGUGACCGGGCCAUGCAGCGGCUACAGGAGAACAACCCUGACAUGAACACGUCAGAUACCAAUGAGAGAGUAGCUCCCAGGCUGGACAGGAGAAAGAGAACAGUCUCCAGAGAUGACCUCCUGAAGCAGGCAGAGACCGUGAUGGAUGACCUAGCUGGCUCAAGAGCCAUCCUAGAGAUCCAAUACAACAAUGAGGUUGGGACAGGCCUAGGUCCAACGCUAGAAUUCUAUGCACUAGUUUCCCAGGAACUUCAGAGGGCUGACCUGGACAUUUGGAGGGGUGAACAUGUGAUGCUACUUGAGGCCAAGGGGGCACAAGCAGGGGUGAAGUAUGUCCACUCCACCCAAGGCCUAUUCCCUGCCCCACUCAGCCGCAGUGCCAAGAGCCAGGCUGUCAACAAGAUCAAGGCCAAGUUCCGAUUCCUAGGCAAGUUUAUGGCCAAGGCACUCAUGGACUCCAGAAUGAUCGACAUACCUCUGAGCCUUCCCUUCUACAAGUGGCUACUGGGCAAGUCAGAGUCCCUCAACUCCUAUGACUUGCAGUACAUUGAUCCAGUCCUGGCUCGCUCCUUCUUCCAAUUAGAAGAACUCAUGCAGCAGAAGAAGAAGCUACUGGAAGACAGCUCACAUACACCGGCCAGCCUGCAGUUGGCUCUAGACAGCCUGACCAUUGAUGGCAGUGCCAUGGAAGACUUGGGACUAGACUUCACCCUGCCUGGCUAUGGCAACAUUGAGCUGAAGAAAGGCGGCAAGGAUACAUUGGUCACUAUACACAACCUAGAAGAGUAUCUCAAGCUUGUGACUCACUGGACUCUUGUAGAAGGGGUGUCCAGGCAGUUUGAGGCCCUGCGAGAUGGCUUUCAGUCAGUCUUCCCAUUGUCCAAUCUUCAGAGCUUCUACCCAGAAGAGAUGGACCAGAUGUUCUGUGGUAAUAGCAGUGAACCCUGGGACAUCAAGACCUUGAUAGAAUGCUGCCGUCCUGACCAUGGCUACACACAUGACAGCUCUGCUGUGAAGUUUCUCUUUGAGAUCAUGGCAUCAUACAAUCCCCAGCAGCAGAGACAGUUCCUACAGUUUGUCACUGGAAGCCCCAGGCUACCUGUUGGGGGUUUCAAGGCCCUGACUCCACCCCUGACCAUUGUCCGUAAGACCUUUGAGACCUCAGAGAAUCCAGACAACUUCCUGCCAUCUGUCAUGACCUGUGUCAACUACCUGAAACUGCCGGACUACAGCUCCUCAGAGAUCAUGCAAAUCAAGCUGCGACUGGCUGCUGAAGAAGGACAGCUGUCAUUCCACCUUUCAUAACAAAGGUGUUUGAAAACAAACUUUCAGGAGUUCAACCAGGAAAAGAGAGUGUAUGGAAAGAAAGACCCUGCUUGGAUUUAUUAUGAAGUAGGAAGUGAUCAUUUUAUUACUGUGCUGCAAGAAAAGUUUUGUUAUACUUGAUGUUCCCUGAUGCAUCUUUGUUCAUCAGUAGUUACAAUGCAGUUUUGCUGUGUCGACCAGAUCCCAAAAGCUGAGAAGAAAAAUGAUGUUGACAUUUCUGCCACUUGUGGAUUUUUUGGUUGGUGCACUGUGCGUGGAUAAAGAGGAAAGUGAGUGACAAAUUUGCCAAUUGUGCAUAGCAUGUAAAAAGAAAAAUAUACUCUCUUUCAGAUGUGUCCAAUUUUUUUGUUGAUUGUAAAGGAUUACUUUAAUUUGACCAAUGCAAAGAGUUGGGACUCGAAACAAAGUCAUACAUGCCUGUGGUUAGAUGCCUUAACCCUAACAAUCCCCAUCCACUCAAACUCCAACACAAGUGUUUGUUGGAAUCUAGUGAGUACUGCACUAGUAAACUGAUUAUGCUCUACAUAGGGUUUGGCAUACCACCAAUAAUCAGAGUCCAACAGUUUAUGUGUACAGUUUACCACAUGGUGUUGGAAUUUGCCUGAGUGAAGAAGAGCCCUAGUAAAUCACUAUAGGGGGUUAGGGUUAUAGUCUAGAGGCUAGACGUUGUUAUUGUUUGUACGCGAUAGCCCGCCGCGCCACCGCGAUAACCGGCCGCCGUGCGAGGGCGCUAUCACGAGAAACCAAUAUCGCCCGCGAACCCGUCAGAACAACGUCUAGAUCACUUGCUAAAAUCUCCCCCUGAAAAAUGGGGGAAAUUAGUGCGCAUGCAUGACUUCUGCAGGCAAUUACAGUCCAUGUUCAGUCCCACACAUACUACACACAACAAAAGAACUGACCAGUGAGAUUGCACAAAAGUCUUGCUGCAGCUUCUAACCUACUGGAAGAAAUUUGAGAGUUUGCUUCGGAACUACUAUGAAUUUUUAAAAUUGCACACUGCAUAUAUUAGGCCAAACAGGUGCGGGCGCAUUACACAACCAAUAGCAAGUGAUCUAGACAUUGUUGUGACGGGUUUGUGGGCAAUAUUGGUUGGUCGUGAUAGUGCCCUCGCGUGGCGGCCGGUUAUCGCGGCGGCGCAGCAGGCUAUCGCAUACAAACAACAACAACGUCUAGACUAUUAGGGUUAAGGCAACUGACUCAUCUGCUGUCACACUAAUCAAAGCUAAAGUAAAGCAUUUACAUGUUGAACAAAUGGGCAUAGAUUAAGCUGAAGGGUUUGGGUAUUCAAGAAUCCUUUACUUGAGUCAUUUCUGUGGACGUUUCUUGUGGUAAGGUCAUUAGGCAUAUUAUGCUGGUGAUCAAGCAGCUUUGGCAUUGAGAUAUAGAUGACCAAAGUCCCUUAUUAAAACAAUGCAUAUUAGUGUUGCCAGGAAAGAUGAGGAUUGACGUUAAAGAAGAGAUUGAUUGAUUGACAAGUGGGUAAGUCCUUUGGUCAGAAGCAUAGUUUGAGAUUUGCUGCUAGCAAGAAUAAGACCAGUACCCCUGCGGAGGAAGUGGGUUGCUCAAGAGGCCAGACAGGCUACAUAGUAUAUGAUGUUUGGUCACUGAACCAACUGUAGCACUGUUUCUGACUGUUUUCUAGAAAUUUCUUUGUUUGGGGUAAAACAAACUUUGUCAUUGUUGAUAAGCGGAAGCCAAGAGAAGCCAUGUCGCUAAUACAUAUAUAUCAAUGAUACUUGCAGGAAGCAUCGUUACUGAUGGCAAGGCUAACCAGUUUGCAAGAACAAAAAAAAAACACUUGUCACAGAGGUAUUAGACCACUAUGCAUCUUACCAGAAGCCUACAUACCAGAAAGCAAAUGCUGCUCUGAGCACGUUUUUCUUUUGAUAAGAUACUUACUAUUUACCUGGAUGCCUUACCGUUGACUUUCAUCCUGGACAAAUGUAAAGAAUCUUUGCACUGGACCUGCAAAGCUGUAUUCUGUCGGCAUCACCAAAGUUUCCUGGUAGCCACAAAUUGUGAAGUGGUUGUUUUGUGCCCUCCAAGUAGUAAUGCUUAGAGCUGACAGUGUUUGUCCAUAAAGAAGGAAUUCAGUACAGAGGUAUGAGGGAUUGUCUUGUGGAAAUGGAAGAGGGGGAGGGGGAAUAGACUUGGUUCUUAUGUCUAAAUUAGUUGAAGCUUAAGUAAAGAAUGAUUUAAUGCAAUUGUUUGGAAGUGAAACAUCUUCAGGCAACUUAAUUCAUGUCUUGGUAACAUCCUGCAUAAUCUAUUCAAUAUUAUCCCAGUGUACUUGUCUUUUCAUCCAGGCUGAAUUUUAUGGGGGACAAUUGUUCAGUGAAUAGCAUACCAUAAGUCCUUCAUUCUUGCACCAUGGUGUUUAUUUGACUGAUUCUCGGCAUCAAUUUAAUUUCCCAUCAUUACAAAGAAUUUACUGAGCAAUAUUUCUGUGUACUUACUUCCCCCGGCGUACAGUGAUCGUUUUGGUGAAUGUUUUAGUUGAUUUUGUGCCAUGAGAUUUGACCUGAGCAGCUUCUGCAACAGUGUUAAUUCAUACCUUGUCUAUAUCUCACCUGAAAUAGCAUAUAUUUUUAUUAGUCCCUCAUGCAUGAGGAUGUAGAAGUCCAAGUGCUCAAAAUUGGCAUAGCAUGUUACUCAAAGCAUAUUAAAAACAAGCAGAGUUUUAGAAAGAAAGUCUCAAGAAAUGUAGCAUCUGGUUUUGGGUUAAUCACAAUUUUGAAAUCGUUCAAAGGUUUCUUUCUUUGUUACAUGUACUUUUUUUUCCUCAUUACAUGUACAACAAUUCUCUGUGACUUUUCUUCUCAACAGUAGAGUACAUUAAGUGGAAAGUUGGAACGAACAUCAACCAUAAUCCUAAGGUGUGCAAAGUACUGUGACCUUGUGAUGACGUUAGCAGGUAUCGAUUGACGUGUGCUUUCUUUUUAGUACUCGUGAACGUACUCAAAACCACACGUUUAUCAGUAGUUGAUUCCCAGGAGUAAAAUCGCCUCUCCUUUACUUCUGGGGAAACAGGAAGGCUAAUGUUAAGUGAAUUCAAAACACCAACAGAAGUCUGACAAACAAGCAUGCCCAAUUUCGUCCAAACGGUGUAUGGGUUGAACAUGAAACCUUACAUGAACCAUGGUCAUCGAUGUGCAUAAAUUUGGAACGUCAUGGUUUUCGUUUUUGUGUGUUUCUUUGUUUGGAUUUUUUUUUCUCCACAGUGACUUUUCAUAAUUAUUGAGCUUAACAUCAUAAUUGUAUUGGAAGGAUGCAGGAUGCGAUCACCCUGCGUGUUCAUUUGGGGUCUAAAAGUAAAACUCUGCUUGUUGCGCCCCCCCCCCCCUUCUUUCUAAUAUUUUGUUUUCUUGAAAGGAAGUUAUCUUCUCCAAAGACUACUUGCACAACUAUUUGUAGCUGCAUUUGUGUACUCCAACUGAAAAUAUUGAUUGAUUUUGUGAACAAAUUAAUAACUGGAUAAAGUGAUUAUGAAGAGUGCAGAGACCUUUAUAUGUUAUGUACAUACAUUGUCAGCACGUCCGGAAACAAUAAAGUGAUGCUUUAUAGGCGGAGAGGAAGAUCUCCAAAAGCAUUGGAAAAUACAUGUAUGUAUAGGUUUAUCGUGAAUCUUAAAAUUACAAUAUGAGUUAUCUUCCGAUACAAAAGAAUGUACAGGAGUGUAGAUACAUGUAACGAAACGUGUUACAUUUAAUAGGCCAAUUUCCUUGUGCGUAUUUCUCUGUGUUGUUGGCUGAGGGAGCAGUUGGCCCAAUUAAAUUGGUUUUGGCAAGUACUUUCUGGUUCGUUGUGCUACACCUGAAAUUUCUUUUGUAAACUAGGGUGAAUUUAUUUUCAUCGCACCGAAUUUAUUUAUUCAAGGAACUUUUUUAAUAUACGUGGGCACGCAUUAUUAUUAUUUUUUUGAAACGAAGAAUACUACAAACUAUUCAUUCCACAAAAUCGACAUGCGUAACUUUGCAGCCCGUUGGUGUAUGACGGUCAGAAUUGUUGUUUGUUCCGGGAACAAACAAGGCUACUGCCUUUCAAAGGCUCACCGUACCGUACCGUACCGUACCGUACCGACCGACAAGAUUUUUUUUUUAUUAUUCGUAGCUUUUAUGCGCAUGACUUGAUAUAAUUGAAUCUUGAAAUGAAAAUGUCCAGUACCAGGGAAAGGGAAAUUUGUAUUUAAUUGUGGCACUGCCCGUACGAUACCCAUUCCCAACUGGGUAGUAUUUUUCAAGACCCCAAAAUAAAACAAACAUAUCUGCACUGACAUACAAACAAUUAUUUCCUCAUUUUGGCAUGAAACAUUUAUGUUCAAGAGAGUUGUUUGGAUAAGUUGUCUCUUCACAUUUCAUCUAUGUGACCCGGGCUGCAGUCCCAACCAGGCCAACAUACGUUGAUCGGUCCCUGUCUUAUUCCGUGGGCUUUCCCCUUGGAUUUCAUUGCCGAAACAUUAUGUUUCUUCAGGCUUGCAAUCUAACUGCCAUUAGGCGUUUUGUAAGGAGCAUGUGGUUUUAUUCGAAGAAAGAAAAAUUAACGUUAUUUUCGGCGUGUAGAAAUUGGGAUUUUUACUUUGCCGACUCUCCCUGCGCCCCAAAAAGUGAGAGAAAAAAGUGAUGGCCUCCGCAUCCGCAGUAAGAGUUGGUUCGUUGCCAAUUAUUUCCGGGGGGAAAAAAGCUGCAAGCAAUAUUAAGCGGAGUAACUCCUUGCCUAGCACAAGGCAUGUGCUCCCCAUCCGUUGUAUGUCUUUUUUACGGAAAAACUACCUUAUUCCGAUUUGGGGCUUCUACAAACCUUUGAAAAAAGGCUUUCAUCAGUUUGCGCACAAAUGAACCCGACCCGCUGAGUUGACUUAUUGUCUGGCAGCCAAUAAUUCGAAUUCGAAUUUAUGCCAACACUUUUAAAUCACUUGUAUUUCAAGAGAUAAACAUGUACCGGUAGUGUAGAAGAGAACUGUUUGCUCAAAGUUGGCAACACGUGUCCACAGCCUCCAAUUUUGUAAACAAAUGUGACUUGUCGUUUGCUUUAAUAGGUGAUUUCGUUUCCUUAAUUGGGGAGGCAUGCGAUUUACGUGUAACAUUAAUUGAAUGUUCCAAGCAAUUUCGAUUCACAUCGAGUAAGAGUUCCCCUUUUUCAGAACCUCGAUAGUCAACUCGCAAAGCUCGGUCCUAUACGUAACAUAUUUAUUUUUUAGAUAUUUUAGUAAAUUUGGGACUUGCAUCCUCACUUUUUGUUCAUCGUUGAUAAACUUACUUUUCAAUACAUGUCCCGUUAAAUAAAGAAAUUAAUGUAAAUAGACUUAAUUAACGUGUACGUACGGUUAAGCCAUUGUCCUUGCAAAAGUGGCUUUGUUGCUGUAGAAAGAAAAGUAAGAGUUUACAAACAAAAUUGUUAAAAUGAUUAUAGCGGUCUUAUGCUGUUUUGGUUUGUACCGUACGUGUUUGAUAUGAUUUCAUUCUACUUGUGCAAAGUUGAACACCUUGGCAAUAAAAAGCAGAUGUACUCUUA
Messenger RNA from Patiria miniata (bat star), 12669 nucleotides. Its product is annotated as E3 ubiquitin-protein ligase TRIP12-like. Gene Ontology annotation, molecular function: zinc ion binding; ubiquitin protein ligase activity. The transcript is spliced from 43 exons. Lineage: Eukaryota; Metazoa; Echinodermata; Asteroidea; Valvatida; Asterinidae. Gene Ontology annotation, cellular component: nuclear speck. Bases 166 to 7137 code for a protein of 2323 amino acids. Gene Ontology annotation, biological process: regulation of double-strand break repair; protein polyubiquitination; proteasome-mediated ubiquitin-dependent protein catabolic process. The record is from RefSeq and is a predicted model, not a curated record.